This is a messenger RNA of Tigriopus californicus, 2253 nucleotides long. Its product is annotated as zinc finger protein 208-like. The coding region runs from base 268 to 2253 and encodes 661 amino acids. The record is from RefSeq and is a predicted model, not a curated record. Gene Ontology annotation, biological process: regulation of transcription by RNA polymerase II. Gene Ontology annotation, molecular function: RNA polymerase II transcription regulatory region sequence-specific DNA binding; DNA-binding transcription factor activity, RNA polymerase II-specific. Gene Ontology annotation, cellular component: nucleus. NCBI's taxonomy places the organism in Eukaryota, Metazoa, Arthropoda, Copepoda, Harpacticoida, Harpacticidae. The transcript has a single exon.
ACAAAUGUCUAAUGUAGGUAUUAUCAAUAUACCCCUUCCAGAGAUAAAUGGUAAAGGCAAUACAAUUUUGGCACUUUUCUUCCGCCAUCUACCUCGAACCACUGCUUGAGUGUUGAGUGUUCACUUUCCUUUGGUUGGUUUGGUUGGUAGGCUUUGUAGUGGGUAUUUUUUGGUACUUGGUGUGGUCUCUGUUCGAUUCGGAGGAUCAUGGAAGGUAACAGUUAGGAGGCGGCUGGAAGACAAGCCUUGAUUCAUCUUAAUCGGAGCAUGGCGGAGGCCCCCGCCCCCAUGGACUUCCACGCCAAGUUAGUGGAGAAACUAGAGGCCCCCACGGAGUCCUUGAAUCUCCUGCAUCUGGUGGUCCAGAACUGGAUCAUCUUUCAGCGAAACACCUUCGAUUUUCUAGACGAAGACGGCGAUCCCUACAUUAGUCAAGUCUUCCUGAUCGAGAUCUCAACCGGACGAUACAUCCACCGGGCUCAAGGGCAGAAGGUGGAUUUUGGCACCACCCAAGAUCUGGACCUACUCGAAUGCAAACUGACCGAGGUGUUCCGUGGGACCAAGCCUUGUCAAGGCUUUCCCAUCCGGGAUGUGGCGGAUCAGGCCAAGACCACUCGGGUCUUGGACUAUCCGUACAAACGGAGAGUAUCCAAGAGCUGCCAGUUUCUGUUUCCAACGGCUCCCGUGAAAUUGGAGGAGCAAUCCGAGCCCAACGAGCCUAACCCGACUCAACUUCCGAUAUGCCAGCCUUGCUUUGUGGCUUGGGAAGAGAUCGUGGCCAAAAGGGUGAAGUUUGAUAGCGAUUCAUAUGCCUUGGAGACGGGGGUGGACUUUGAAGGCCAGAUGAAUCCGGCUCUGAAACUAGAUACGGACUUUGUGGUAGAUGAUGAGGAUGAUGAGGAAGAUGAAGACUACGAAGAAGAUGGAUUAGCCAGUGACGAGUCCAUGGACUAUGACAAUUAUGAGGAAGAGCAAGAUAACCAAGAUCUGUGGUCACUGAAACAGAAAGAGAGCAAAAAGAGCAAUGGCAAGAAGAAGAGGAAAUCGGCCGAGAAGAAGGUCAAGAAGGAGCAAAAAUUAAGAGAUUUCGGCAAAAUCUUCAAGUGCAGCCAUUGUUCCGAGACCUUCACAUCGCGUCCCAUGUUGAUUAAACAUCAACGGGAGAGGAAACGCAAGCGACGCAACCAGCGAAAAGUGGGUUGCAUAGAAUGUAAUAACAGCGAUAUCGUCACGUUUAAACAGUUGGUGGAGCAUGCCCUCAAAGCGCAUCCGGAGAAGGUCGAAGAAUUUCAGAGAUAUCUGCCCGAUGAAAAUACCGUCGAGAAGAUGAAGGACCCGUUGAAGUGCUCAAUAUGUGACCUGAUCAGUAAUGGGAGUGUUAUGAACUUCCGCCAUCGAGAUAUCUACCACGAUCUGGGUGAUUACAAGUGCGACGAGUGUCAUGAGCCUUGUCUGACCUACUACGACCUCAUGGUCCAUAAUUAUCAGAAGCAUGCCAAGCCCACUGCCCAUGUGUCGCCCAGCUCAUUCGCCUUAGAGGCCAUCACGCAUCCAGAUGGCAGAAUUGAGUAUAAAAAGUCCAAACUCAUGUGUCAAUUGUGCCUGAAAGCGUACAAAAAAGAUUUCGGCCUUUUGGUCCACAUGCGGACCAAGCAUUCUUGGGGCAUGUUUGACUGUCAGCCUUGCGGAGAGUCCUGCCAUUACUCUCGAGAUAUCUCCGCUCACAUGGUCAACUUCCAUAGCGAUAACCCCGAAAUCAAGUGCCCGAAUUGCUUGGAGGUGUUCAAUCUCAAAGACAAUCCGUUCGUGUUCAACGAUCAUUACCAAACCUGUCUCCCAGGAACCUAUCAGAAAGGCUCGUUUCAGUGUCAGUAUUGCGGGAAAGAGUACGCCGUCAAACAAACUUUGGAUGCCCACAUCAAGAUGCACCAAGGCAUCAUUCGUUACAAGUGUAGUUAUUGUGAAUAUGGAUCCAAUCACAAGGCCGUGUUAAUGGACCAUGAAAAGAUGCACCUGCGAAAGCAAGGACUGACCAAUGAAAGCUCAGGUCUGAUCCUCACUCAUCAAUGCGAUCAGUGUGGCAAGCAAUUUGCCAAAAGAAGUCAAAUCAACCGACAUGUUCGAGUGGUCCAUGAAGGCAUCAAGCCCACAUAUCCGUGCAAAGAGUGUGGCGAGUUUUUCAAACACUUUGUCGCGCUAUACAAACAUAAGAGGGAAAAGCAUGGCUUCAUCUCAAAAAACCAAAAGACAUAA